AUGGUGAAGAAAGAGCAAAAGAUCCAAUCAGGGGCAGCCAAAGAAGUUUUGUCGCCCUCUUCCCUUUUAUCCUCAUCAUCUUUGAGUUCGAAAUCCUUGUGCAAAAAGAAGUACAAGGGAGUUAGAAUGAGAAGCUGGGGAUCAUGGGUUACUGAGAUAAGGGCACCCAACCAGAAAACAAGAAUAUGGUUAGGGUCAUAUUCAACACCAGAGGCAGCUGCUAGGGCAUAUGAUGCAGCUCUCUUAUGCCUUAAGGGAACUUCGGCCAAUUUCAACUUCCCAAUAUCCAAAUUUCAAAACCUCCACCCUAAUACGAUUAUGUCCCCUAAGUGCAUCCAAAGGGUGGCUGCCGCCGCAGCUGCCAACAAUGGCUUUUCUCCACCCGGACCUUGCACCUCUUCCACUUCCACUUCCUCAGCCUCAACGCCACCAACUCCACCACCAUUAACACCGUCUCCAACUUUAUCUUCUUCAUCACCUGCCUGCAGCCUCAUUGAAGAUGAUGCUGUCUCAUUAACACCACCAUUGAUCAAUGACUACACAGUACCCUAUGUUGCAGAUGAGCCAAUAAUGGCCUCAUGGUACAACUUUGAUUCCCCUAAAUAUACAGAUAUCCUCCUUAACGGGUCAUUCUUUGAUCCAUUAAUAAUGGAAGAUCCUUACGAUGAUAUCGACAUCCCUUUGUGGAGCUUCUGCUGA
Messenger RNA from Fraxinus pennsylvanica, 699 nucleotides. NCBI's taxonomy places the organism in Eukaryota, Viridiplantae, Streptophyta, Magnoliopsida, Lamiales, Oleaceae. The record is from the annotation of a GenBank genome assembly.